GAAGGCAACGUGACGGGUUGGCUCACAGAAAUUCAGCAUUAACUGACAGGUUCCUAGAUUGAAGCAGCAUGAGUGAGACAUCGUAGCACUUUUUUGUGUGUGUGUGUGUGUGUGUCCGUGUUGAGUUAUAAGGAAAACAGAAACAUGUUUUUUCCCUUCUCCUGGAUCCUGGGAACAUCUUUUCAUUCAAACCCAAUAGACUGUUUUUUACAAGGUCUCGUGGGUGCAUGUGGAGUAUCAGUGCUGUGCAAUUUGACGAGGGUUUACAACUUUCUUCAAACAUGCAGUGAUUCUGAGACUGAGACUGAAACUGAAAUUGAAAGCAAACAGGGGUCAUCCUCACCUGGCAAUGCUCUGAGAGGAAAGUGGAGAUCAGCUCUCCAGUUCUGGUUCCUGACAGUCCUCCUGUCUCUGGUGGGCUCAAGGGUUUCCUCUCUGAUAGUGCUGGAAUUUUCUCUGAGAGCUGUUUCUGCCUGGACUUCAGCAGGACUGGAUGCCAGUGACAGAGGCCUAGACCUGCUCCUGAUCCAGUGCCAGUUUUCCCUGGGGUGCUGCCUCACCUGUACUCUUGACUUCCUCCAUCAGGGGGCUCCACACAGCUCCAUCAGCUUGUUUCUGGCAGCUGUUCUCAGCUGGGCACUAGCAAGUGUCAGCCACAGUCUGCUGAGCCAUGUGGUCAGACUCUACCCACUACAUAGUAGAGAGCGUUACUGUGGGAAGUGUAUCAGCCUCCUGGCGUCCGGACACACCAUACUGGCUUCGCUGCAAAGAGCGGUUAUCUUGGCCUUUGCUCUUGCAACUGUGGCUUCCACCGCGACGGUUUAUGACCACUUCCUGUCCCAGAAGGAUGCUCUUAAGUUAUGGACUCCAUUGACACUCUGCUACACCAUGUUGGUGUUCUACAACCAAGAGGAUCAGCAGCGGCAGAAUGGCACAGAGGCCUUGCUGCACACUGUAGUGCUGCGACUGGGAGCCUUACUGGUGCUCAUGUUGACUGUGGGUGACUGGUCUGAUGUCCUCCACGUCCUCAUCACCUUCCUGGGUGAAGCAGUCUGCCUGCUGCCCUCUCAGGACCUGCUGAAAGCUGCAUUAAAGGAAGAAGAAGAGACAAGCCUGAGAAAAUAUGAACAGAGCUCUGGUCCCAAAACGAGGAAACUCACAAUGAGCAUAUCAUCAGAUGAGAGCUGAUGGUGAACCCGAAAUCUACCUCAAAUACCAAAGACUACCUCCA
Molecule: messenger RNA, 1231 nt
Organism: Epinephelus fuscoguttatus (brown-marbled grouper)
Lineage: Eukaryota; Metazoa; Chordata; Actinopteri; Perciformes; Serranidae
Product: transmembrane protein 82-like
Exons: 6
Coding region: 145-1188 (347 amino acids)
Source: RefSeq, a predicted model, not a curated record